CUAACCUUACUUUCCAGUCUGUGGGAAAAAGUGCGGAGUAAACGAAUGCUUUUCUGGUGUUUUUCGCCCUGAAAAUCGUCCAUUCAGGUGGAAAUUCGACCUAGAUUCACCAAUUUGGCGCUCCUGGAAAUAAUGCUGCCCUCCAACCGGGAGUUGAAUGGCUAUUCGGAGAGUCUCUGCACGUCCAGACUGGAACUUCCCGGAGUGGCUGGCUCUCCGGUGUCUGAGGAGGACGUGUUGGUUGAGCUGGACGAGCCAGCGGAUGUGUAUCACUUGCUGUCGGACAAGGUGAGGAAGGAGUACGUGACUUACCUGGAGAAGCUUCUGCACUCCAACUACGAGACCUGGAUGAUCUGCAGCCCGUCGGCGGACGAGCAGAGGCUCAACUGGGAGGACUUGAAUCUCUGUGCCAAGACGCUGGAGCUGGAAGCCGUGAAGUCUAGCAUGAUUGUCAGUCUCUAUCGGAAGGCGAUGCUGAAGAUCAUCUCGGAAGUGCGCCUGGAGACGAAAGGGCAGAGAUUGAUUUCUCGCCUCGCCGAGUGUCACAGUGGCAUGAGGACAAAGUGCAAUGCGGAGACGCAAACGGAGCAGUUUGAGAGGGAUUUCACACUUCCUGGAGAGCUUCCUGAUCUGCCAGACACACCAUCGCCGCCCAGGAAGAAGCGCAGGAGCGCCAAGAAGCGCCGAAAGACACCACCGCGGCCAGAGGCUGAGGAGACAAUGACAAAGGAUGAAAUUGAGGAGAAUCUGGAGAAGCUCUUCGCCACAGAAGCGAACGAGUUGGACAUCUUCGAGACUGCCGACGAUCCGCACAUCAAAGUCGUGCUGUCGGAGACAAAUCACCCGCCGGCCGGCGUGCAGUCGCCCCAGCUGAUUGUGGAGGAGCAGCAGGACACGCUGAAGGACAGCAUUUGGCCGUGCGAGCUGCGGAUGCGGCGCAGGAAGCUCUUCCAGAUCAUGUGCACCGUCGGCGAUUCCAGCCUGCGCAGCUACGAGCGCCUGAAGCUGGUGUUCCAGGAGCUCUUCGGCGAGGACAGCGACGACGAGGAGGCGCCGCUCAGUCCGGCCGACGACAUGGACGCCGCGACGCUGAGCAGCUGCAGGAAGCGCAUCGCACCCCUGAUCGUGAAGCAGCUGAUGAAGCCCUUCAGCCAGGGCCUGAUCGCCAAUCGGUGGCUGUUCAAGAAGCUGGCCAAGAGCCUGGCGGACAGCAUCGUGCUGGUGAACGACUAUCCGGACGAGCGCUUCGUGCGGAACCACAUCGACGAGUACUUCGCCAUCCAUCCCAGAAUCGCCGACGCCAGCGACAUCGCAUGAAGCUCUCUUUCUUUCCCUCUUCCUGCCCACCAAAUAAAGCACAAGUCGAACAGGAUACAAUUUAUUGGCAUGCAAAUCGGCU
Phlebotomus argentipes is the source of this 1399-nucleotide messenger RNA. RefSeq lists its product as uncharacterized. NCBI's taxonomy places the organism in Eukaryota, Metazoa, Arthropoda, Insecta, Diptera, Psychodidae. The transcript has 2 exons. Bases 133 to 1317 code for a protein of 394 amino acids. The record is from RefSeq and is a predicted model, not a curated record.